AUGUGUGCUGCCGCCCCACGCCCCAGACUGCGUCACCCGCCGCCAGGCGGCGCGAUUGUGUGCAAAGCAACGCGACGCAGCCGGCAGCCAGCGAGCAGAGGAUGUGCGCGCGCCAGUCGUCGCUGCCCCACAUACCUGCCCGGCGGCGUAACGUCGCUGCAGCCCGCUUCUGUAGACAGUUACAAACAGCUCCACUUCGGGGCCCACAACGGCCUUGCGGAGGUCGCGCGGGGCCCGCCACAGGAGCGCCUUGCACCACUGUGCAGUGUGCAGCGACGAGCCGCCCGGUCGGCCUUGGCCUUGUUCCAGCUCGCAGCCAGGCGGCCGGCGGGCGCGCUCGUAAAGCGCCGCGUUUCGUCCAGUCCGUCGCCCGGUCCUUCCGAUCGGCACGUCCCACCGUCCCAGUCACCAACGGACGGUACAGACGUCCCACCUGACAACCUUGCCGCCGAACAGGCUCCCGCACCGGAUGCUGAGGAGACCAGUACAUCUUCACAACACCUGUUUGACAAUUUCAUUGUACCCACCGACGCCUUCGAACCAGGUCGACGCUCCUCCUUGCCGUCGUCCGACACUGAGGAACACGUGCGCAAACAACGCUCGCCACGUAGGCGCAAACGCCGUCGCCGUUCACCCACGGGCUCUCAGAGCGUUGCCACCCGCGACGACGAAGACGACACCCAAGCAGCCGACAUUUCCACGCAGAGGUCGGCGGACAACUUUCACGAUGAACAAGACGUUUCGCAGGACGGGACCACUAUGGAGGUCGCCACGCACAAUGUAACAAUCGGUGCGCCGGUUGAGACGCCUGUCUCCCCGCCGACAACUCCAGAUCUCUCUCACCACGACGCAAUUCCCAUGGACAUUGGACAGACCCACGGCACAGGAGCAUGGGCCGACGACAUUGAGGAAGGUACGCCCCCUCCUCCGGAUGAGUUACCUCCGCCGGACGAGACUACCUGUUAA
This is a messenger RNA of Schistocerca piceifrons (Central American locust), 966 nucleotides long. RefSeq lists its product as uncharacterized. The coding region runs from base 1 to 966 and encodes 321 amino acids. The transcript has 3 exons. The record is from RefSeq and is a predicted model, not a curated record. Lineage: Eukaryota; Metazoa; Arthropoda; Insecta; Orthoptera; Acrididae.